AAUUUGAUAUCGAGUGACCUUUUCAUCGUAACUAAUAAACAAUAUGCUAUGAGCCAGGAUUUAUUUCGCUUUUACAGAAUCGCCAUUAGCUUGAGAAAGUAAUCAACAACAAUUUCAUAGUGCCAAAAUGAAGUUUUUAAUAUUUUCCGUACUUCUUUUAGGAGUUUACCAUGAAGCUUCAUCGCAAUACUCGCCAACUGAUAUUUUAGAAAGAGUGAAUGAAAUUCCUGUAAUAUCCGUUAUUUCGAAUAAAAUUGGGAAAAGCUGCAAGAACAAAGAUGAUUUCCAGAAAAAAGGUCAGGAUUUGGUCAAAUGUUAUAUGGAUUUUAAAGGAAAAGAAACAGUUUGUGGUACUGUGAAAAUUAGUUUGGAAAACUGCACUCAACCUCUUGUGACAGCGUUCGAGAGUUGUGUUGAAGAUAAAUUCCGUGACAUACCCAAAUUCAUAGUGGAAGUUGCCAAAUCUGCAUCAGAAUACGUAUGUAAAUCGAAAGGAGAAAAACUUAUAGAGCUUCUUCAUCCUUGUGUAACUCGCCUUAGCAUUGAAAAGAGUAAUGUAUGCUUAAAAUCAUUCAAACAGAAAAUCGAGAACAUCGAAAAGGACGAGAAUAUCUUAAAUGUUAAAACAGAUAUUUGCAAAUCAUUGGAGACCACGAAGGCUUGUCUACUGAAAGAUUUCAAGAAAGUCUGCCAUAAUGAUAUAACUUUGCAAUCCGUGAUAGGAGUUUACGAUGCCAUCAUAUCAAAACCAUGCAAACAUAUUUGAUGAAUUGGAAUUGGAAUAUUGUCAAAUGAUUGCAUAUUCACGCUGAAUUGGAUAUUUUUAUUAUUAUUAUACAUAAAAAAAUUAUGUUUUUCAUCCAUCUCGAACAAUAUCCAGAAAGAAUUAAAUUUCAA
This is a messenger RNA of Harmonia axyridis, 897 nucleotides long. RefSeq lists its product as uncharacterized. The coding region runs from base 128 to 766 and encodes 212 amino acids. Lineage: Eukaryota; Metazoa; Arthropoda; Insecta; Coleoptera; Coccinellidae. The transcript has 5 exons. The record is from RefSeq and is a predicted model, not a curated record.